GGACUUGGUACCACCCACAAUCUGCACUAUUCCACGCAUCUACGACGCCAGCUUUGCGAUGGAAUCGCCGCCGACUGCCACGUCACCGCGAUGGCUCAACGCCCUUGGCUUCAGCUACGUGCUCUUCACAGUCGGUCUGAGCAUCGGCAUCAUGUACGUCAUGUCCACGUACCUCGCCAACGACUUGUUCUGGCCCGACUUUGUCGUAAGUGGCAUGCAAAACGCGAUCAUCGACUUCUUCAACAGCCGCCUCGCGCUCAACGCCACGUCGCUCGAGCUCCUCAACCCGGCGUUUGCUCCGCCCACACUCUAUGACAGCUCGGCCAUGGCACUCGACAUCUACGAAGCGUACCCGCGUUUGGUGCUGUACGCCGAGCUCACGGCCAUGGACAAGGCGAUUGCGAGUCUUCGCCAGCUCCUUGCGACCGAGGUGACGCACAUGAUGACGCAGUACUGCUGGGUCGACUUGCAGCAACGCUGGGAGCUCGGCCAUUCGCAUAAGCGCCAAGCACGGUGCGUCGCCAAAGACAAGGCGAACGCCGCCGUGUACCUCGAAGCGGUCGGGCGCAACAUCGAUUAUGCCUCCUGGGACCCAAUCUACAAAGGCUUCUUCAACAACUUGAUUGUGAGCGCGCUCACCCGAUCACCCGACGGCAACCCCUGGCUGCAAGACAUCCGCGCACACGCGUGGGUGCCCGUCGACGACGAAGUGGCGUUUUGGAAGGCCCAUCAACUCGAAUACUUUGAGCUGCAGUGGAGCACGAUCCGCCAAACCGGUUUGACGGAAACGAUUGGGAUUGAGAAUGCGCUGGGGAUGACGACGCGCGUGACGAUCAAGAGCAUCACGCCCGUGGACCGGUACGCGCUGUGGACGACCCACUCGAUGUACGCGUCGUUUGAGAAUGACAUGGGCAACUUUUACUUUGGUCCGAACCAGAGUUUGGUGCUCAACAGCCCGCUCUGGUUUGGCUACACGCUCCCAAAUGCGAUUGAAACGUACAACCUCCCGUACCCGCUCAACCACGCCAACACGGCGCUGCACCACCAGCUCGGUGAACUCGGCUCGGUCGACCUCAAGCUCAUGCCGCCUCCUCCCGCACUCACGGCCGCUGCCGAAGCUUUCAUCGCGCAGCUGACGCUUCAGACAACGACUAGUGCGUCACUGGCGGCGGCCGUCGCGAGCAUUGAACCCCACGUUUUUGUUUUACGGCGGGAGCCCCGUAUGCGCCGACGGCGAACCCUACGACUUUAUCCAACGCUCGUUUGGCUUUGA
This is a messenger RNA of Saprolegnia diclina VS20, 1273 nucleotides long. RefSeq lists its product as hypothetical. The transcript has 2 exons. The coding region runs from base 59 to 1273 and encodes 404 amino acids. Lineage: Eukaryota; Oomycota; Saprolegniomycetes; Saprolegniales; Saprolegniaceae. The record is from RefSeq and is a predicted model, not a curated record.